Saccharomyces paradoxus is the source of this 2391-nucleotide messenger RNA. RefSeq names its product Rph1p (gene RPH1). Gene Ontology annotation, molecular function: histone H3K9 demethylase activity; histone H3K36 demethylase activity. Gene Ontology annotation, biological process: chromatin remodeling. Gene Ontology annotation, cellular component: nucleus. Bases 1 to 2391 code for a protein of 796 amino acids. NCBI's taxonomy places the organism in Eukaryota, Fungi, Ascomycota, Saccharomycetes, Saccharomycetales, Saccharomycetaceae. The record is from RefSeq and is a predicted model, not a curated record. The transcript has a single exon.
AUGACGAAACUAAUCACUCCUUCAGAAAUUGUAGGUGGAGUACCCGUCUUUAAACCCACAUACGAACAAUUCGAAGAUUUCUAUGCGUACUGUAAGGCCAUAAACAAAUAUGGUAUGAAAAGUGGUGUUGUGAAGGUCAUUCCGCCGAAAGAAUGGAAAGACAAAUUAGAUCUACCUUAUUCCGCAGAAACGCUUCAAAAAAUCAAGAUUAAAUCACCUAUCCAGCAGCAUAUUUCUGGUAAUAAAGGUCUUUUCAUGGUGCAAAACGUGGAGAAAAAUAAGACCUAUAACAUUAUACAAUGGAAAGAUCUUUCGAAGGACUACGUACCUCCAGAGGACCCUAAAGUGAGACGCAACUCUAGGAAAGGCUCCGUUUCCAAAUCUACGAAGUUGAAGCUAAAGAAUUUUGAAUCCUCUUUUAACAUUGGUGAUUUUGAACAAUUUAGAACGGAGUAUACGAUGGAUUUAUCUGGUUUCCAAAAUCCAGAGAGAUUGAAAUUCUUAGAGGAGUAUUAUUGGAAAACGUUAAAUUUUACUACGCCUAUGUACGGCGCGGAUACACCAGGAUCAAUUUUCCCUGAAAGGCUAAACGUUUGGAACGUCGCCAAACUACCGAACAUCUUGGAUCACAUGGAAACUAAGGUUCCUGGGGUGAAUGACUCCUAUCUAUAUGCUGGCUUAUGGAAGGCCUCUUUUUCUUGGCACUUGGAGGACCAAGACCUGUAUUCCAUAAAUUAUAUCCAUUUUGGGGCUCCAAAACAAUGGUAUUCAAUACCACAAGAAGAUAGAUUCAAAUUCUACAAAUUCAUGCAGGAGCAGUUUCCUGAAGAAGCCAAAAAUUGCCCUGAGUUUUUAAGACAUAAAAUGUUUUUGGCUUCGCCCAAGCUGCUGCAAGAAAAUGGCAUACGAUGCAAUGAAAUUGUUCACCAUGAAGGUGAAUUCAUGAUUACUUAUCCUUAUGGUUAUCAUGCGGGGUUCAAUUAUGGAUAUAACCUGGCGGAAUCCGUCAACUUUGCUUUAGAGGAAUGGCUGCCGAUUGGGAAAAAAGCUGGAAAAUGUCAUUGCAUUUCAGACUCAGUGGACAUAGACGUUAAAAAACUUGCCAAGUCUUGGAGAGACUAUAAUAAAGAGUUAAAAGGUACGCCGUCUCUCAAUCAAUUGCCGAACCCUGCCAUACCCUUGCUUCACAGGCCGACUCUAAAGGAAAUGGAAAACAGCUCACUUCGAUCUACAAGCCCAGAUGUGGGCCAUUUUUCAAGCUUCAAAUCAAAAAGUUCAGGUGUUUCCUCACCGUUAUUAUCACGCAUGAAAGAUUAUUCUAAUAUUGUCGAGCCCACGCUAGAAGAUCCAACUUUGAAAUUAAAAAGAAUCUCAUCCUCUCAAGAACAACCGUUAAACAAACUUUUGAAAAGAGAAACUUCUCAAACGGCGAUGCUCACAGACCAUGAAGACAACAUAGUAGCCAUGAGCCUCACUUCAAUGGCAAACAGUGCCGCGUCUUCUCCGAGAUUACCGCUGUCAAGAUUAAAUUCAUCUAACGAACUCUCAAAUGCCCAACCACUGCUUGAUAUGACAAACAAUAAUCUUGCCUUCCCAGGACCUAAUGGGCCAUCUGGGUUGAACCCUUUAUUAUAUAUUUCCAACAAGAACAUUAACGGAAUAUCUCACUCUGCUCCACAUUCUCCAGUGAAUCCAAAUAUAUCGCUAAUAAAACGAGUCAAGUCUCCUAACAUUGUAACAUUAAACAUAUCCAGAGAAUCAUCAAGAAGCCCUAUAGCGCUAAAUUCCGAGGCAAGGCUACAACAUUCGCAACAACAUUCAUUCUCCACCCCAUCAACCGUGUCAAAUCUCUCCACUUCUGUGCUGGGGCCACUAACUGACACAAAUGACAUAAAAAUACCGCAUCCUGAAAGGCCAAUCCACAAGACAACGAAUAGAAUACUCAAAAAGGAACCUCCUAUGGAGAGACCAAAAUCAAAUCUUAUACUUUCAAAGGUUGCAUCCACCUACCAUGAGGAUUCUUUCACAAACGAAAACAACGAUCUGGAUAAAGAACAAGGCUCUUCUCCACUCACAUCGAAGUUUGCGCCCGAAGAAAUUGUAUUAUCAGGAAAGAACAAGAUUUACAUUUGUAAGGAGUGUCAGAGAAAGUUUUCUUCUGGCCAUCAUCUCACAAGACACAAAAAAUCCGUCCACUCCGGUGAGAAACCCCAUUCUUGUCCCAAAUGUGGUAAAAGAUUUAAAAGGAGGGAUCACGUUCUGCAGCACUUGAACAAGAAGAUACCGUGUGUUUCAAACGACACUGUGGUAGAUGCUCCAAUAAUGAAUCCCACGGUGCAACCACAGGACAGGAACGCGACCAUCAAUCAGCAGAGUACACCUUUGAACUGA